UCAAAAUGUUGUUAAGGCAAGUACACAAUCCGUCGCAUACCUAUGGAUCGCCUUUAGUAGUAAUACGUUAAUCUCGAAGUUUUCAAAAUUCGUACGGAUUUCUAGAUCACUUUAUUCACUUCGUGCUUUGACGGUUUGACCAAAGCAAUAAACGUAAUUGAAUAUAAAAAUAAAAAAAAAUGAAUCAAAUAAUAAACUAAUUGAUAAACCGGUGAUAAAAAGAAACUUAAACUGAAAAUGUCAGUUCAAAAUAUUAACUGUGCGUAUGCAUUGUUUGGAAACGGUGAGAAACGAAAUGUGCCUGUGUCCUUCAUAGAAAAUUUUUCGCCAAAAAAUCAGACCGAUUUUAUAAGGAGAAAGAAAUAUAAAAUUUGGUCGCUGGGAAACAAAGGGCCCAAAGAUUUCUUAAGGAAUGGUUACAUUCUGCUGCUUGGUGCUGAUGAAAACGACAUUAACGAGCAAAAGAAAUCAAAACGAGUACAUGUUCCAAGUCAAAAACAUUUGAGUUUUUCAUCUUCAUCUGAAAGUGAAAAAAAGAAGAAAAAACAGCCUGUUAAAAGAAAACUCCAAUUUCCAUCCGAUGACGCAAAAAAACACGCAAAUGAAAAAAUUUUUAAAAACCGUUUGGAAUUACUUAAAACUCGAAAACUUAUUCGAGAAUCUGACGAGGACGAGAAUUCAGAUGAAACCAUUGAAAGUGUUGAUUCAAUGCCGACUCUGCCAGGAUUUACAGUGAAAAGAAAGAAUGAAGAAGGAUCAGAAUCAAGAAAACGGCAACGUAUUGUCGAGGAAACUGACGAAGAACUUUCAGAUUCAAAUGUUGACUCUCUUGACACAAUUAAUGAAGUUGACGGUACUCCUCAGCGUUUACGAUAUUCACCUUCAGGCGGUGGAGGUGAAAUUCAUGAUGCAUCAAACAGUAAUUCGAAGAUUCACAGUACAGUCAGAAAUACUCGUCGCGUGGAAACCUCGGAUUCGACGGCACGUAACGCCACGCCGAGAAAUACUCGUCGCAUAGAAACUCCAGAAUCGACGGCACGUAACGCCACGCCGAAAAAUACUCGUCGUGUGGAAACCCCAGAAUCGACUGCACGUAACGCCACGCCGAGAAAUACUCGUCGUAUGGAAACCCCAAAAUCUACUGCACGUAACGCCACGCCGAGAAAUACUCGUCGUUUGGAAACCCCAAAAUCUACUGCACGUAACGCCACGCCGAGACAUACUCGUCGUACGGAAACCCCAAAAUCAACUGCACGUAACGCCACGCCAAGAAAUACUCGUCGCAUAGAAACUCCAGAAUCGACGGCACGUAACGCCACGCCGAAAAAUACUCGUCGUGUGGAAACCCCAGAAUCGACUGCACGUAACGCCACGCCGAGAAAUACUCGUCGUAUGGAAACCCCAAAAUCUACUGCACGUAACGCCACGCCGAGAAAUACUCGUCGUUUGGAAACCCCAAAAUCUACUGCACGUAACGCCACGCCGAGACAUACUCGUCGUACGGAAACCCCAAAAUCUACUGCACGUAACGCCACGCCAAGAAAUACUCGUCGCAUAGAAACUCCAGAAUCGACGGCACGUAACGCCACGCCGAGACAUACUCGUCGUACGGAAACCCCAAAAUCUACUGUACGUAACGCCACACCGAGAAAUACUCGUCGUGUGGAAACCCCAGAAUCGACUGCACGUAACGCCACGCGGAGAAAUACGCGUCGUGUGGAAACUCCAGAAUCGACUGCACGUAAUGCCACGCCGAGAAAUACUCGUCGUGUGGAAACCCCAGAAUCGACUGCACGCAACGCCACGCCGAGAAAUACUCGUCGUGUGGAAACCCGAAAUUCGACUGCACGUAACGCCACGCGGAGAAAUACGCGUCGUGUGGAAACUCCAGAAUCGACUGCACGUAAUGCCACGCCGAGAAAUACUCGUCGUGUGGAAACCCCAGAAUCGACUGCACGCAACGCCACGCCGAAAAAUACUCGUCGUGUGGAAACCCCAGAAUCGACUGCACGCAACGCCACGCCGAGAAAUACUCGUCGUGUGGAAACCCCAGAAUCGACUGCACGCAACGCCACGCCGAGAAAUACUCGUCGUGUGGAAACCCGAAAUUCGACUGCACGUAACGCCACGCGGAGAAAUACUCGUAUAAACGUUACAAAUCAAAAUUCACAUAAUACAACUGAGGGUCUACGACGAGAGAUAACUAUAGAUAAUGAAGUAGUACAUAUAGGGGAAAAUGUUCAAACUGGCCUCGGCACUUGGGAAAUGAUUAAUCUAAAGAAAGAUGACUCAAAAUUUAUCAAGGAAAUGGCGAUGGUUAUUUGGACACGCGAAGGGCUUCAAAGAAAAUGUUUAAAUCCAGAAAGAGCUAAUAAACAUUUGGCAGAAGAAAACAUUCGGGAAGCAGUGACGCCAUCAAAAUAUCAAUUAUUGAAAGAUUUGCUGUUCGAUAAAUUAACGAAAUUAGGCGUAAGAGGAUACAAUAGAGAAAGAAGAGUCAAUAAAGUAUGGCGAUAUUUGUCACAAAAAAUAUAUUAUGAACAUAGUGUGUAUAAAAAAUCACAAAUUUUAUAAACUAGGACCUCUUACUCUUUUUAAGUUUUUUUUUAUGUUUGAUAAACAAUACCUGCAACUUGCAUAGCAAGUUUAAAUAUUAAAUUAAGUAUUAAUAUGAAAAAUCGUUUUGUUAAGUGCAAGAGUUUAACUUAGUAAUAAAAAUAUUAAUUAUUUUA
Molecule: messenger RNA, 2732 nt
Organism: Leptopilina heterotoma
Lineage: Eukaryota; Metazoa; Arthropoda; Insecta; Hymenoptera; Figitidae
Product: muscle M-line assembly protein unc-89-like
Exons: 8
Coding region: 238-2574 (778 amino acids)
Biological process (GO): negative regulation of DNA-templated transcription
Molecular function (GO): DNA binding
Source: RefSeq, a predicted model, not a curated record